GUCUUCAAUUUCUCAAAAUUGUUUGUGAAAUUUUUAGGUACGACGGUAAAUCGGGCUCUGUUCGACAUGGAUGCCUCGCUAUUCAAAGCGUUCACCGUUGCACUAUUGAUAUCGUUCGCAUUUUCUAUGGUACAUGGAUAUUCUUUGACCGUUUUGCACACUAACGACCAUCACGGUCGAUUCGAAGAAACGGAAACCAACGGUGGAAUUUGCUUUCCGAAAUUUGCACAAGCUGGAGAGUGUUUUGGAGGAGUGGCGAGGAGAGCCACGAUGAUAAAAAAGGUCCGAGGUGAAGAGGAAAACGUGUUGCUUCUUUCUGGUGGAGAUGUGUUUACGGGGACGCUGUGGUAUCUAACCUAUCGUGGAAAUGCUUCAAGUAAAUUCAUGAAUGAACUUGGAUACGACGCCAUGGCUCUCGGGAAUCAUGAAUUUGAUGACGGUGUUGACAAUCUCGUUACCUUCCUAAAAGCGGUGAAUUUCUCCGUUGUGGUUUCAAACCUGAAUGUCUCCCAGGAGCCUAGCUGGCCUAAGUUGCCUCCGCUCUUUGUAAAGUCAAAGGUUUUUGAUGUCGGAGGCGAAAAAAUUGGAAUUGUAGGAUAUGUACUGCAGAAAACACCACAGGUCUCCAAACCUGGCCCAGGACUAAACGUGAAAUUUCUACCCGAGGUAGAAUCGCUCAAAAGUGCUGUACAGGAGCUCAAAAAGCAGAACAUCAAUAAGAUCAUUGCUGUGGGCCACUCUGGUAUUGAUAUGGACAAGAAGAUUGCAAAAGAAGUUGAUGGAGUCGAUAUAGUAGUUGGCGGACAUACAAACACCUUCCUUUACACAGGUACGGCACCCUCCACGGAAAAGCCGUACGGCCCAUAUCCUCUGGUCAUUACCCCUGACCGUGACCCUGAUGGCAAGGUGUUGGUUGUUCAAGACUAUAAGUAUGGUAAAUACCUGGGACGUUUAAACGUCCAAUUUGAUAGUGAAGGUAAACUUACUUCCUGGAAUGGGAAUCCCAUACUACUCGACAAUACGGUGGCCAAGGAUCCAGCAAUAGAGAGAGAGGUUCAACUGAUGAAAGCUAAAAUGACAGAAAUGGUAGACUUCAAAGCAGGCACAAGUUUCGUCUUCCUCAAUGCUGAAAAACCAGACUGUCUUUUGAAAGAAUGCAAUUUGGGAAACCUUGUCACGGAUGCCUUUGUGUUUCACUACACUAACUUGACUGCCAGUGGAACUCAUUGGACUGAAGCGAGUGUUGCAGUUCAGAAUAGUGGAAGCAUUACAGCGUCAAUGUUCGUCAAUGCUCAAGAAGCUGUCACUUACGGCUACAUCGUGAACAGUUUCCCGUACAGAAAUACUGUGGAUAUUGUAGAACUCACAGGCAAGGAUCUCAUCCUGGUUUUCGAACAAGUGGCUACACUGUACGACAAAAACGACCCCAGCAAUUCAUUUCUCCAAGUCUCAGGGCUCAAAGUAAAGUUCGACAUGAAAAAGCCUGAAGGUAGCCGAGUCGUGGAAAUCCAGGUCCGCUGCGCUUCCUGUAAAUUCCCUUCGUAUCAACCAAUAGCCCAGUCCACCGUUUACAAAGUGAUCCUCUCGUCCUACAUUGCCCGAGGUGGAGCGGGACUGACUGUCAUCAACGAGAAGAAACUUUCUCAUCAAGUUGGUAACACUACUGACGACAAGGUGGUUACAAAUUAUUUCAAGGCAAAAUCGCCCAUUAUGAUAGGAGUAGAGAACAGGAUCACUUUCAUGAACGACAAUGACAAGCCAUGUGAUAGUGGGGAUAACAUGUUCGGUUUGAGUUUUCCACUGCUACUUGGCGCCUUUACACUAUCAGUUUUUAGAGCAAUUUCCAAUUGCAUAGCUUUAUUCUGAUUAGCCCAGAAAACUUGCACCACUCUCUAACACCACUCACAAGUCUAUCGUCCGCGUUUUCCCGCGGUUGAGGCGGUUUCCAUGUCUUUACCUUGAGUUCUGAUUAGCUCUUGAGGGUAUUUUCCUUUCUUUUGAUUGGCCGUUGCAAUCAGUUGGUUUUGUUUUUAUGAUACUCACGGAAAAGCGUUCUAAAUGUGUUUUGUAAACUUUAACAGGGUCAGAA
This is a messenger RNA of Stylophora pistillata, 2089 nucleotides long. Its product is annotated as snake venom 5'-nucleotidase. Gene Ontology annotation, biological process: nucleotide catabolic process. Gene Ontology annotation, molecular function: nucleotide binding; hydrolase activity, acting on ester bonds; metal ion binding. The record is from RefSeq and is a predicted model, not a curated record. Lineage: Eukaryota; Metazoa; Cnidaria; Anthozoa; Scleractinia; Pocilloporidae.